UGCUUCAUAGAUAGUAGUCUGCAGGUUUUCUUUAAGGUGGGCAGGCACUUUCACGACUUUAUAGGAAUCAUUUUGUCAUAUUACAAGGCUUUCGAACCUUGUCCAUUGUUCAACUUUAUAAUUCAUCGCCCAGAGAAUGGAGGAUGAUGUGGGCCACUUGUAUCCUCUAAUGGAUCAAGAUGAUACACUGUUUGAUUAUGAUGCCGGCUUGGAGAGCACAUUACAAGAACUAGCAGUGGACUCAAAAACAAGAGAGGCUGUUUCAGCUCCCAUCUUAGGGUUGGAUGAAAAGGUCACAAUCACCAAGCAGCGACGAUAUACUGUCAAAUUAGAUGAGGGCCGGUUAUUGUCACAAUCCGGAAUACCAAAACUUCGCCUUACAGCAAAGCAGAAAUUGAGGUUCAAAGGCAAAGGGCACGAGUUUUCGGAUGCCGCCCGGCUAUUGAACUUUUAUCAAUUAUGGCUCGAUGAUUUGUUCCCUCGUGCGAAGUUCGCCGAUGGUUUAGCUAUGAUUGAAAAACUCGGACAUUCAAAGCGCUUGCAUACAAUGCGAAGAGAGUGGAUAGAAGAGGAGAAGCCAAAGCUAUCCGCGGCUGGAUCUGAAGAUGUGCUAGAGAAGGCAUUGUCGAGCCAGUGGACCCACGAUGAUGAAUUGCCUAUUGAGCGUCGUCAUGAUGCAGACACGGUCCCAUCCUGGCGAGGUAGCGUGACACAGGCACCCCCAGCACAUAGCCUGGGAUGGCCACCCGCACAUCCAUUAAGGGGCGCUCCAGCCCAGAAAUUGUUUGCAUCGAAUGAAGAAAGUGUCCCGAUGGAAGUGAUUGAAGAAGGCGCUCCUGAUGAUGAUGAUGAUGAUGAUGAUGAUGAUGAUGAUGAUGAACUGGAUGCCCUUCUUCGAGAGCAUGAGGGCGGAAUUAUUGGCAACAAAGGUCUGGCAGGAUCAGAUAUAUCUGCCGGUUUCAAUAUGUCUUUGGGUGACUAAGGUUCUUUAAAAAACUUGGAUGCUUCGGGUGGUGCAGCUACUUAAGCGAUGCUCGGCGAAACUCGAUUUUGAUACACUGCACAGAAUGGUUCUAUAUUAUACUUAAAAAUAGUCAUGAUUUACAAACUGUCAUCAU
Messenger RNA from Aspergillus sclerotioniger CBS 115572, 1118 nucleotides. Its product is annotated as Chromosome segregation in meiosis protein 3. Gene Ontology annotation, biological process: DNA replication checkpoint signaling; replication fork arrest; replication fork processing. The coding region runs from base 137 to 982 and encodes 281 amino acids. The transcript is spliced from 3 exons. Gene Ontology annotation, molecular function: DNA binding. Gene Ontology annotation, cellular component: replication fork protection complex; nucleus. NCBI's taxonomy places the organism in Eukaryota, Fungi, Ascomycota, Eurotiomycetes, Eurotiales, Aspergillaceae. The record is from RefSeq and is a predicted model, not a curated record.